AUGACGAAGCAGGGCGCGCGCGAACCAGCGCGCCCAGCGCAAUCUACAGGUCACUGGUUACGCGAGAGGAAGCCUGUGGACUACGUUCGAUCUGUUCACGGAUUUACCCGUGACCCUUCCAGCGAUGAAGACUACGUUGAUGACCCAUUUGCGACGACAGACGGCAAAUGA
This is a messenger RNA of Phytophthora nicotianae INRA-310, 171 nucleotides long. RefSeq lists its product as hypothetical. The coding region runs from base 1 to 171 and encodes 56 amino acids. The record is from RefSeq and is a predicted model, not a curated record. Lineage: Eukaryota; Oomycota; Peronosporomycetes; Peronosporales; Peronosporaceae. The transcript is spliced from 2 exons.